AUGUGCUCCUCAUCUGUCGUAUUUUUCGGUGACAAUUUCGAUCACAACCAGUGGAACGGCAAAUGCGAGGACACUUGUCAUAUUGGUUAUUCUAGCAAAUCAGAGCAAUUUGAAUCUCAAUUGGAGGCCAUGAAUAGUGGUGAAUUGUCUUCAGUCGGAGAUUUAGAGUUACAAUUAAGUGCUUGCAAUCGAAUUGUUUCUCUGUUAUGUAAUCGUCUUUCAACAGGUUAUUUUCAACAAGUACAAUUAUUAAAUAAUUUGAACCAGUGUGGUGAUUCACUUUCUGUUACUUUAUCAACUUUAUUAAAGCAUGAUUACUUCGUCAAUCUGAACCAAAGUAGAGUAAAAGGAGCUGAAGAGGAAGCGAUUAUGGCUAUGGAUCAGUUGAAAGCAAAACGUGCAAAUUUAAAAGCAACUAUUGAAGGAUUAGAUGAACAGGUCGCGUUACCUGAAAACUCUUUGUAUGAGCGUACACAGGAACUUCAUAAAUGUCAAACACUUCUUGUAAAAUAUUGCCCAACAUAUCAAAAGCCUGUGACACCAUAUUUUGUUGGACCUGAAGUACCGACAUCGGAAUUAUCUAUUAAAAUACAUGAGCCAAAUAAUAAUUAUACAAGCGAACCAGCAGUUUUUAAUUUGAGAGAUCUUCAGUCGUUUGAACCUAAAGAAUCAUUUCUACGUUCUCCUUCCAUCAAAUUCAAAUUCUUAUAUCAAUUAAGAAAUGGUGAAAAUUUGUGA
Molecule: messenger RNA, 738 nt
Organism: Schistosoma rodhaini
Lineage: Eukaryota; Metazoa; Platyhelminthes; Trematoda; Strigeidida; Schistosomatidae
Source: the annotation of a GenBank genome assembly